GCUCCAGUCACCGCUGCACUGGGACAGGAUAGAGCAGUCUCCCUGUGAACACCGGGCGGGUUUGGCUGAGAGCAGACAGACGGUCACACUACAGACUGCCGCCGCCAGAGUCAAGAUGCUGUGUUCUUGAGACAACAGAAUGAUUUAUUAGAUUACUUCUUUUGGCACCGCAGACCAGGUGAAAGUGCAGAGAAGAUGGCAAGCCCUUUUGUACCUGUUCCUUUACCAAUGGGGAAUUCGUCUUCAAGCAGCAUAGUAAAUAGGAAGCAACGGAGGUGUUCCCUUGGUAGCAACUCUACUAGUUCAAACUCGUCCAAGGAGCCACCUGAAGAACCCAAGCCUACAAGUUACAAGAAGCUAAGUGUGCCUGAUCAAGCAAGUUGCUCAUCUUCUGUGUGCAGCAGCCCUCUAAUAAGGACUAAAUUUGACUCUUCAGUAGAAUAUAGUGCACGGCCAGCAACGGAUGGUCCUACUUCUGAUGUACUGGAGCUGGAUGAUAGACCCUCUACACCAACCAUACUAGGAUAUGAAGUGAUGGAAGAGAGGGCAAAGUUUACGGUUUACAAGGUCCUUGUUAAAAAAAGCCCAGAGGAGAGUUGGGUUGUGUUCAGAAGGUAUACAGAUUUUUCAAGGCUUAAUGAUAAGCUUAAAGAGAUGUUUCCAGGCUUCAGACUUGCUCUGCCUCCCAAGCGGUGGUUUAAGGAUAAUUAUAACUACGACUUCCUGGAAGAUAGACAGUUGGGUCUGCAAGCGUUCCUACAGAACCUAGUGGCUCACAAGGACAUUGCACACUGUGCUCCGGUGAGACUAUUUCUUUGUUUGGAUGAGCCCCCUGGACCUUUUGAUAGUUUGGAAGAGAGCAGAGCAUUUUGUGAAACUCUGGAAGAAACAAAUUACAGGCUACAAAGAGAUCUCUUAGACAAACAGAAUGAGUUGGAUGAGCUUAAGAAGCUACUAAAUGAGAAGAACCUACACAUCCAAGCAUUAGAAUCUCGGAUACAGGAAAUGUCUGGAGGGCAAAGCAGCACACGCAGGCUUUCUGGUGAGGAGAGCGAGUGUAGUGGAGAAGUGGAAUCAUCCGCCAUAGAAGCAGACCAGACUGCGUUAACAGACAACUGCUCUUCUAAGGACAGCCAUGAAAAUUGUUGGGUUGAGACUCUACAUGGUGAACUUAUCCCAGAGAUUGAAGUAGCAGAGGUAGCAGAUCCUGAUGAAGAUGUCUGAUUGACCUGUACAGUGCCUAGACUCAUGUUAACGUUCUGCGAGUCUCCGAAAUUGUUGCCAUGCACUAGAGACUUCACACGAACUCUCACUUAUGCAAAUACAGGAAGUUUACAUGUUAAAAAAAUUACAAAAUGAACCCCGCCCUUUGCUGCUUUAGGAUAAUUUUGUUGGAAAUCAAAUAUUAAAUCUGGGUGUAGGAGUCACUGAUGCCAAUUGAAAUCACCAAGUAAGGUCUUUAAAUGAGUGGUGUAAAUGAUAAAGUAUACAUGUUUAAAGCCUAUUCGAUUCCAUCUAAAUGGAAUUAUUUCAUGCACUUUUGACAAAGAAUUUCUAUGAAUGACAUUGUUGCCACCAGAGAAUACAUCAUGUUGCCAAGACAGUGGUUCUCUCUUUUAUACACAGAAUUGCAUGUUACAUGCUAAAGUCUGUGCCAGUCUACUACUAGCAUCUGUUAAGAUCAUUCUAACAUAUUCAAAACUACAUGACACUCUGUGGCUAGACGUGUGUCCACAAGUGUUACAACUGUUUUGCAAUUUUUAAUUGGGCAACUGUGCUUUUUUUUUUUUGAACUCUACAUUUCUUUGGAAUAUUUAGGGAAUCUCUUAAUAUCCUCCAAACAGAAUUAGUUAUACCAAUAUACUGUCUGCAGCAGCCAUAGUUAAGCUGGUGUUCUCUGAGUAAGCAAGGUUAGCAGUCAACCACCUCCUGCCAUCCGGACUGAAUCAAAGCUCAGUCUGGAUUGUGUAUACCUCUCAUUAAUUCAUGUUUUUAGAAAUCGUUAUGUAUAUGCAUUUUCCAAUAUUUUAAUGAAUUAAUGUAAGGCGACUAGACGUACCAAAUUACAGAGUAUUUAUAAAUGAAGUGUAUGGAAAUCUGUAUUUGUUAUUCUUUUUAUAUGAAGCAAGAAAACAGACAAUUAUAUGUGUGUAAAAAAAAUUAAAUAUAUAUAUAAUAUAUUGUAUACAGAAUGUAAGUCACAAAUGCAAAUAUUUGCAAUAACAAAUGUAGGCUAAUUUUUGUGUGUGCUGGGAUAUAUCAUUUCAUACAGCUAGGUGGCUUACCAUUUUGAGAAAAGAAACACGUAUAACUGAUUAUUUUCCCCCCUCCUUUGUAUUCUUCAUAAGAACCGUAGUAAUAUGCUUUACCAUACUUAGCAGGUCUUUUAUGGUGCAAGAGCAGUUCAUUUAGGGGGAGGGGGGGUUUAUUAUAGGAAGCUUUUGAUGAUGUUGUAUAGGCAAUAGUCUGGGUGCUCUCCUCUGAGUGAAUGCAAGAGUGGUACAGCAUACAUGUUUUUAAAAUACUCUUUGGGUGAAGAAAAGUUUGUUUAUUCAGGGUUCCUCCUACCAGAGUCUUCGAAAUCUAAAGGGGUACUUAGUAAAUCUGUCAAAAUGAUGGAACCCCUAACGGCUCUACAUUUGCUCAUGUAAAACGUCUGCAGUGUUAAGGAUUAAUAGGAGAGCUGUGUAUAUAACAACUUCUGACGAUGCACUUUUAGGGGUUAAUAUAUAUAUAUAUUUUUUUUUUUAAAUGGUGGCAACAAAAUGUGUAUAUCAAUAUCUGUAGUAGUUUCAAACAACUUAUUCCAAUUAAUAAACACAAUUCCUGACAGGUAUUUCAAUACAUUACCUUUCAGCAGUUGCACCUACUUGUCUAGUUAACAUUUCUGACAGUUCGGCUGGAUCACCUUUUUUGGGAGUAUUUGUUUAACUCAUAGCUGGAUCUUAUCAAUAAUGUCAUAAACCCCGGUGUAACUGAUUUCUGUUAGAGUGCCUAACCAUCUGUGUUAUUUUGGCUUUUGUUUAUUUUUUUUUUACUUUUUAUUAAAGGGAUUAUAAAACCUUAAA
Messenger RNA from Pelobates fuscus (common spadefoot toad), 3068 nucleotides. It is a transcript of the gene SNX16, whose product is annotated as sorting nexin 16. Gene Ontology annotation, cellular component: extrinsic component of endosome membrane; late endosome; early endosome. Bases 196 to 1224 code for a protein of 342 amino acids. The record is from RefSeq and is a predicted model, not a curated record. Gene Ontology annotation, molecular function: phosphatidylinositol binding. NCBI's taxonomy places the organism in Eukaryota, Metazoa, Chordata, Amphibia, Anura, Pelobatidae. The transcript is spliced from 8 exons. Gene Ontology annotation, biological process: protein targeting to lysosome; endosome to lysosome transport; early endosome to late endosome transport.